Drosophila biarmipes is the source of this 2203-nucleotide messenger RNA. RefSeq names its product PIN2/TERF1-interacting telomerase inhibitor 1. Gene Ontology annotation, cellular component: nucleolus. The transcript is spliced from 2 exons. The record is from RefSeq and is a predicted model, not a curated record. NCBI's taxonomy places the organism in Eukaryota, Metazoa, Arthropoda, Insecta, Diptera, Drosophilidae. Gene Ontology annotation, molecular function: nucleic acid binding; telomerase inhibitor activity. Bases 106 to 2058 code for a protein of 650 amino acids. Gene Ontology annotation, biological process: regulation of ribosome biogenesis.
GAUGAUAGCACGUGUUGCGGUUGUUCGCGUUUUACGAAUUAUAUUACAGCUGAAUUAUAAAAAUUGGUUUUAAAACGUAAAAAAUUUAAUUUAAUUUAAAUAAAUAUGGCUAUGCUGGCGGAGCCACGACGCCGCAAGCGGUACAAUUUGUGUCCGCGCGGCAAGGCGCUCUAUGAGGAUGAGAACCGCUUCGGUACCAAAAUGCUGGAAAAGAUGGGCUGGACGAAGGGCAAUGGCCUGGGCGCCAAGCAGGAUGGCGAAAAGGACUUCGUCCGCAUUCGCUUCAAGAACGACGCCGAGGGAUUGGGUUUCGAGGCGAGGGAUGACCAAUGGACCACUCAUGAGGAGGGAUUCAAUGGACUACUGAAAUUACUUAAUGGCGAAGAAAAUGAGGCCAAUGGCAAGGAAUCGGAACCCGAAGAGGAAGCCCGACCAAUGGGAUUUGGCUUCAAAGCCGAGGAACCGGAGGAGCCGUCGAAGAAGAAACUGAAGGAGAACAUCAGUGGGAUGUCGCUGGAGGAGAGGUCGAAACAAAGCAGGGCUCGAGUUCACUACAAGAAGUUCACGCGCGGCAAGGACCUGUCCCAGUACAGCGAAAAGGAUUUGGCCAACAUAUUUGGCAAGAAGGCAACCGACGAUAUCGAUGCUCCAGCGCCCGUGGUGGUUGAAGAGCCCAAGGAGGAAAAGAUUGUAGAUCCCAAUUUCGCUGGCGUGCAAACCGUAAGCACGGGCCUUUCUGUCAGCGAUUAUUUUAAGCAAAAAAUGGAGGCUAUGAAAAACAGGCUAAAGAAAGGGGGUGAGAACAGUUCAACAAAGGUUCAAGACGAUGUUGUGGUUCAGGCAAAUGGCCACGAUGAGAGGCUCGAGGAGAUUCCAACAGAGACAGACGUAGAGCCCAGCAAAAAAAAGAAGAAAAAGAAGGACAAGGAAAGGACUGUCGAGCCACCAGUUGCAGAAGAAAUUAAGGAGACCGCUCCUAAACUAAAGAAAAAGAAGAAAUCUAAGCGAUCGUCUGAAGAUGAAACUGAGCAAACAGAGACCCUCUGCGUUGAAACACAACUACAAAAUAUCGACGAAUCGAAUCCCUCAAAACGAAAGAAAAAGAAGAAGGAUAAACGGGAUGAAAAUUCAGGGGAUGCGACAGAAGGAAUUGAAGAGCCUGCCUCAAAAAAGAAGAAGUCUAAUGAAAAACAAGAAUCUGCAGAAGAUUCGACAGAAGCCAUAACACACGUAGAAGAAUCUGUCCCAAAAAAGAUGAAAAAGUCCAAGAAGACCGAGCCGGUGGAUUCUGAAGUAAUUUUGGGCGACUUGUCUAAGGACACUGAAUCUGAAAAUAUAGAUGAAAAGGGUAGUAAAAAGAAAAGGAAAUCUAAAAAAGGUGAAGAUGCAAACCAAACUGAGACAGAAAACACUAUUGAAAUAAUAGAAGAAAGCUCUACAAAAAAGAUAAAGAAGUCCAAGGAAGAGGAAAAAGUUGAAACCGAAUUAAUUGAACAAAAGGAAGCACCGCCUGCCGCAUCUGAUGCCAAUGAAAAACCAUCAAAGAAGAAAAGGAAAUCGAAUAAUUUUGAGGAUCCCGUACCUGAACUGCAGAUUCCUGAGCUUGCUGUCGCCGUGGAGGCGGUAGUCAAUCAUCACAAAGGAAGGAAGCACGGGAACAACGUAAGUGCUGACAAUGAAUCCUCCGGCGAUAAAAGCGAUCAGUCAGCGAAUGAAGAUCUGCCUAAUGACCUCUUAUCACUGGAUGAGCUCAAAGAACAACUUAAAUCAUUCAAUACUUACAAAAUUUCUCAAUUUUGUGCAGACAAAUUCCAAAUGUUCGACCUAAGUGCGUUUAAAAAGUCGACACUGACCGAGAUCGUGGGCUAUGGGAUCAGCGAGAACAUCGAGCUGGAGGUGUCUGAAUCUAAGUACGAUGAAAAGCGCAUCCUUGAUCUUUGGAGCAACAAAUCCCUUCCGGAAGAUAAGAAGCCCAAGCAUAACAUACGUUAUCCGUGGAAGGUGAAACGCACUACUAUUCGCGCGGUGAAGAAAAGAGUCGCAUUUCAAGGAAUUUAAUUAGGGCAAACGAAAUAUAAUUCAACAUACUUCUUAUGAUGAUUGUUUUGUACAUAAACAACUUAAGUAGGUAGUUUUUAAGCUUCAAUGGUUUACAUUUAAGUGUGUAACAAGAUAUUUAAUUAAACUGAACUAUACAUUUCAA